Alternaria rosae is the source of this 1371-nucleotide messenger RNA. RefSeq lists its product as uncharacterized. The transcript has 4 exons. The record is from RefSeq and is a predicted model, not a curated record. Lineage: Eukaryota; Fungi; Ascomycota; Dothideomycetes; Pleosporales; Pleosporaceae. The coding region runs from base 1 to 1371 and encodes 456 amino acids.
AUGAAUCAGAACAAUGAUUUCGCGGAUGGUGCGGCGUCUCCUUCUAGUGGCUCAGGCUACGCGCUGAAUCACAUGAUCAGUUAUGGUGGUGAAGAUAACAUCGCUCAAGUUCAAGACCAGCGAGCAUCACAUAUCCUGACUCGUAACGAACUGCGCGCCGAGGCCGCGUCCAAUACAGCGCUCGCCCAGCGGAUCAUCAAGGACUUCUGCGACUCGAGCGAGCGGCUGGAGCAGAUUAGGGCUAUGGUACCUACACCGAGUGGCUUACAGUACUGGGUCCAGGACUCCAUGACCGGAAAGGCUAUUAUCGUGGCUGAGUGUGUCUGCCUCUUGAGGUACGCACCCGGAUACAUCUUGCGUGUUCCGCGAGACGUGCGAUUAGCGUUCGAAGCCCUCUGGACCCUCGAACUCAUAAAUAACGCUAUGUUCCACAGUCUUUCGGGGUAUAUACGAUACAUUGAAGCCCAACAGACUACGCAGGCCGUCCAAACUUGUCGACUAAUACCGCAUAUUCCACUCCGCCGCGAGGUUCAGAUUGUUGUACCGCAAGGACCUAGAACAUCUGGCGUCCGUUCUAGUGGUUCCGCUGGUAUUCAUCGGUACGAGUGGCCGGAGUCUCGUAAGCUUGCCUGGCUUGCCAUCACCCCACGUCUUCGAAACCUACCUGAGAAGGCUUUGGAAUCCUCGUAUUGUCCCUUCAACAGCGUGGCGCUGUGGGAGCACGUUGAGCUCCGACUAAUUGGACCCAACAUUCAGGUGACCCUUGUGGAGAUUGCUGCGUUCUUUCCUCGAGCAGCAUCAUGUUGGAGAGCUCUCUGGAAGCGCUUCGAGGCGGGCGGAUGGAAUCUUUAUAGGCUACGCGAGCUCAUCUUCUACCUCCGCCAACUCAGCUCAGCCGACCUGCGGGCUCACUCCGCUGGUAGUAUGAAGAAGCACCAAAGAGCUGCCCGAAGUCACCCCUGCGCCACCGCCGGUCUUACGCUCGCUGGCAUCAACACCGAUCGUGUAAACUUAACCACUGAGUUCUGCGAUCUUCGCGACUGCUUUCUUGUCAGCCUGGCUGAUGGCCUAGUAUACUGGCCUGAAGGAGCGGACUCAGGGGUGCUAACCCUUGCUGUCUGGCAUGCUCGCCAAUAUGGUCAUGAUAACGUACGACUAUCUCAACUUGAGCGUUACGUUGAACAAGAGGAUCUGAACAGACAGUAUGGUGGCCUUCCACAGCCUAGUCCCCUCGGCGCCGCUCAGACUGAUUGGCGGGCUCUGGAGCGGAUCUUUCCGCAGCAGACUUAUGAUGCGUCCCGCAUUCAUGAUCCAACGUAUGAUUUCGUCCGGAAGUGGUGGGUAGCGGGAGGGUAUUUUCAUCAAGACUAA